AUGGCUACUGUAGGAUGCUACUCUCCAACAUCAGUCAAAUCAGUAAGAUUAUGAUGAACUCUAAUAUAGUCACGUGAACCUUGCAAGCUACCGAGGCAUGAUUGUGGUAUUCUAAUGGAAUUGCUUUUCUUGGAAUUCAUACGGGAGAUGAGCGAGCAUGGCGUACAAAACACGUUACUGAUUAGAAUUCGUAAUUCCCUGUUCAGUUGGAGAACACCAACUCUAGGUAUAAUUGAUCCUUUCAGAUGACAGCCGCUCUUUUCAGGCGGCGCAGGUGUUACAAUGGGGGGUCAUAUCGAGAAGUCUCACGCUUAGGUGUGAGCAGAUUAUUCAAAUAGGGCCAAGUGAAGAAGUAGGGAUUGGAGGCUCGGCUGGCGCGCACAGCUAUAUCACAGCGUUUACAGCCAGUAGCCGGCGUCAUUUCAACUCUAGACAUCAGCAGACGCUUUUCAGCGUCCGUGGGCAAGGCACGACACUGCCUGGCUCAAACACACACAUGCGCCAGAACUUGACAGGAGAGCACAACGACGACCUGAGUUCGCCGUGGUCCCAACCAACUACAGGCGUCACAGUCUGUCACAGGACGCGUUGCCAGUUCUUCUGUGGGAAAGCUUUUUGAAAAGUAGGCGAAUAUUCCAGGAUGCUCGGCGCUGUCAAAAUGGAAGGACACGAACACGCAGACUGGAGCACUUACUAUGGAGAGCCGGAGUGUUACACCUCAGUCGGCAACAUGAACACUGGACUUGGAAUGAAUUCUAUGAAUACUUACAUGGGUAUGUCCGGGAUGAGUACCACGACCAACAUGACGGCCAACGGCAUGAACAUGUCCUAUGUUAAUACGGGCAUGAGUCCCUCAAUGACUGGAAUGUCCCCGAGCACCGGAGCUAUGGCCGGUAUGGGUGCAGGGAUGACGGGUAUGAGCGCAGCUCUGAGUCCGAGCAUGAGCCCUAUGGCUGCACAACCAGCAACCAUGAACGCAUUAGCCUCUUACACGAAUAUGAACGCCAUGAGUCCGAUGUAUGGCCAAUCCAAUAUUAACAGGUCCAGGGACCCCAAGACAUACCGGAGGAGCUACACACACGCAAAACCACCUUAUUCCUAUAUUUCUCUCAUUACCAUGGCAAUUCAACAAUCUCCUAGCAAAAUGCUAACUCUAAGCGAAAUAUAUCAGUGGAUAAUGGAUCUUUUCCCAUUUUAUCGUCAGAACCAACAGCGUUGGCAGAACUCGAUUCGUCAUUCCCUAUCUUUCAAUGACUGCUUCCUCAAAGUGCCUCGUUCCCCAGAUAAACCUGGAAAGGGGUCGUUUUGGACCCUUCACCCAGACUCAGGCAAUAUGUUCGAGAAUGGUUGCUAUCUAAGGAGGCAAAAGCGUUUUAAGGUCGAUAAAAAGAUGGCCAAGGAAUCCGGCAGAAAGACAUCAGAAGGGGGCACAAACAGCAGCUCGGAAAGCUGUAACGGUAGCGAGUCUCCUCAUUCCAACUCAUCCUCCAACGACCACAAAAGGUCACUGUCCGACAUGAAGUCAAACCAGGGUCUGAGCCCAGAGCACACAGCUUCUCCGACUUCGCAGGCGCAGCACCUUAUGGCUCAGCACCACCCUGUCCUCCCGCAUGAAGCUCACCUUAAGCCGGAGCACCAUUAUUCCUUCAAUCAUCCGUUCUCCAUCAACAACCUUAUGUCAUCGGAGCAACAGCAUCAUAAAAUGGACCUAAAAACCUAUGAGCAAGUCAUGCACUAUGGUUAUGGUUCGCCAAUGGCCGGUGCAAUAUCUAUGGGGUCUAUGGCAAGUAAAACCGGUUUAGAUUCGACAUUGGCCUCAGAUACUUCUUACUACCAAGGUGUGUACUCGAGGCCCAUAAUGAACUCGUCCUAAAACAAAUUCUCAUGGACUUGAAAUUAUUUGUACAUUUGUAAAAUUAAAGUUUGUAAAUAUGUAUACAGAUUUUCCCCGUUGAAUUAAUUGUCAAGCUUAAUAAUAAGUUUGUGAAACUUUGUGGAUAAUGUGACGAAAACCGCUUCGACAGUGGCUUUGACAUCGGAACAAACAUAACUGUUUCGAAAUAGGCCUGACGAUAUCGGACCUUUUGUAUGAAAACCGGGGACUGGAGUUCUUUAGACGUUUGUGUAAUCCUUAUUUAUGGCUUGUAAAUGUGUAUUCUUGUAUUUGAUGACAAGAAAAAAUAUUAAAGUGUUAUUUGGA
Molecule: messenger RNA, 2200 nt
Organism: Chanos chanos (milkfish)
Lineage: Eukaryota; Metazoa; Chordata; Actinopteri; Gonorynchiformes; Chanidae
Gene: foxa2
Product: forkhead box A2
Exons: 2
Coding region: 641-1873 (410 amino acids)
Biological process (GO): anatomical structure morphogenesis; regulation of transcription by RNA polymerase II; cell differentiation
Molecular function (GO): RNA polymerase II cis-regulatory region sequence-specific DNA binding; DNA-binding transcription factor activity, RNA polymerase II-specific; protein domain specific binding
Source: RefSeq, a predicted model, not a curated record